CGUCAUACAUACAAUGAACGGUAUCUUCCUAUGCGAUUUUGAACACAGCCGAGGCACAUAUUCCCCGCGCGGUGUAUUCUGGGAAGACACAGCAGUUUCAAGAUGGCGGCGAGCAGGAGGCUGGGCAAGGAACUUGACGAGAUUCGCAGGUCUGGAAUGAAAAACUUCAGAAACAUUCAAGUCGAGGAAUCAAACCUGUUGUCAUGGCAAGGGCUCAUCGUUCCUGACAACCCUCCUUAUGACAAAGGCGCGUUCAGAAUCGAAAUCAUCUUCCCCACGGAGUAUCCCUUCAAGCCCCCCAAGAUCACAUUCAAGACAAAGAUCUAUCACCCCAACAUCGACGAGAAGGGCCAGGUGUGCUUGCCUGUGAUCAGUGCAGAGAACUGGAAGCCUGCCACCAAAACUGACCAAGUAAUUCAGUCUCACAUCGGCACCUUUUUUAAAUAUGAGCUACCUUUGUACUCAUGUCGUUGCCCGGUCUCGUCCGCUGACAUCAAAGGGCGUCUAACGUCAGUGUAACU
Molecule: messenger RNA, 521 nt
Organism: Gasterosteus aculeatus aculeatus (three-spined stickleback)
Lineage: Eukaryota; Metazoa; Chordata; Actinopteri; Perciformes; Gasterosteidae
Gene: ube2l3b
Product: ubiquitin-conjugating enzyme E2L 3b
Source: RefSeq, a predicted model, not a curated record